Molecule: messenger RNA, 2245 nt
Organism: Dicentrarchus labrax (European seabass)
Lineage: Eukaryota; Metazoa; Chordata; Actinopteri; Moronidae
Gene: jdp2b
Product: Jun dimerization protein 2b
Exons: 12
Biological process (GO): regulation of transcription by RNA polymerase II
Cellular component (GO): nucleus
Molecular function (GO): RNA polymerase II cis-regulatory region sequence-specific DNA binding; DNA-binding transcription factor activity, RNA polymerase II-specific; protein binding
Source: RefSeq, a predicted model, not a curated record
GUUCCGCAUUCCGGAGCCUCGCAGACCAGAGCAGUACUUAAACGGGCUGAUGCAACGACUCCAGCUAGUCCCAAGACCUACAUCCGACUCACAACACCCGCACCGACACAUUAUUACUGCGGAUUUUUGGACGCACAACAGCGUCCGAACACAGUUGCAUCAUUGACAGAAGACGACUGACAAGUUUUCUCUGACGGCGGUGGUGGCCGGGUCGGACAUGAUGCCGGGACAGAUACCUGACCCUUCGCUGGCGGCGGGUUCCCUGCCCAGCCUGGGCCCGCUGGCGGGCAUCUCGGCCACCACACUCACUGAUCAACUCAAGCUGGCCGACUUUCGACAGCUGGGCACCAUGCUGUCUCCGCUGCAUUUCCUGGGGAGGCUGGGGAAGAGGCCGCUGGCCAUCAAAACAGAGAUGGAUGAAGAUGAGGAACGAAGGAAACGGAGACGAGAGAAAAACAAGGUAGCAGCAGCGCGAUGCCGAAACAAAAAGAAGGAACGGACUGACUUCCUUCAAAGGGAAUCGGAGCGUCUGGAGAUGGUGAACUCGGAGCUGAAGGCCCAGAUCGAGGAGCUCCGUCUAGAGAGGCAGCAGCUAAUGGUGAUGCUCAACCUCCACCGGCCCACCUGCAUCGUGAGGACCGACAGCGUCAAAACACCCGAGAGUGAGGCCAACCCCCUGCUGGAGCAGCUGUCCCCCGACGCCAAGUGAAACCAGGAAACCAGGGACGCGGAGUCCCUGAAGCCCAGACUUGCAUCACCCUGUGAAAACAAGAAAUCUCUUUCAGCUGAGCAGUAUUUCAAUGUCUGUUCUGGACCUGUAUCUGCUAUGUAUGACUCUGAUACAGGUGAGGUUUCCUGUGGUGUGAUGGAUCAGUAUGAGGAGGACAGUGACGUUCUCCAGCUCAGCGAGGAGCAGCAAGAGGAGGAGCAGCAGCCAACUGAUCCGUCCAUCCUGCCCACAACCCAGGUCCAAGAGAGUGACAGUGGCGAUGAGUACGACACUGAUCUGGAAUCAGACAAUGCCAAUCAAAGAAAGAGUUAUUCCCGUGCUGAGUCGUACCUCCAGGCCUGUCAGUGGACAGGGGCCGUUCCCGUUUCCUCUUUCCUCCGCAACCUGGAUGAACCCAAUCUCAACCUGAACCACUAUGGUGUGGGUCCUGUGGGGGCCAAAGCUCUGGCUGUAGCUCUGCAGAGUGACACUGUCAUCACCAACCUUGAGCUGGAAGAUAACGGACUCGGGGCAGAGGGGGCGCGCUAUUUGAUGGAGAUGCUUCAAAGAAACAUCACCAUUCAGAGUCUAAAUCUGUCCAACAACCAGCUGCGCUUUGAAGGAGCGGACAUAAUCUCCAAAAUGCUGUUAGACAAUUACUACAUCAAAUACCUCAAACUCUCCGGAAAUGAUUUUGAUGAUUCUGCUGCUAAGUGCUUUACUGAAGCUUUAAAGGUUGAUAAUGUGGUCCAAGAGCUGGACCUCAGUUACAACAAGUUCUGUGCUGGAGGAGAACACCUGGGUCAGAUGUUAGGUACAGUAGUUCAUUUAUUGACUGUAUUAGAAGAAACUACGAGAGUGAUUCAUUUAAUUUAUCUCCAAAUUAAAUGUUUAUUCUUUUUUUAUGUAAGAAAAUAUAAACUGAAAUAAUACAACAGCCAUUGUGCAUAUUUUCUUUCAAAAAGAUGAUAAAACUGUGUUUGGGUAUAUUGUUGGACUGACAUCCAGGCUUUAAGUCUCUGUUUACAACGACAGCAGUUAACUUACAUCUGAGAGGUGCUACUGACUGCAGAACGUCUGUAUAGCUUACAAAUGUUGAUAUAAGGAUUUUAUUUGGCUUUGAACUUGUAAAAUAUUUCUUUAAAUCAAAUUUUCUGGUUAGUGCAAUUUAGGAGGUUAUGUCAGAAAAAGCUUUUUUGGAUCCACUGCGUAGGAACAUUGCAACCACUGGAUCUUAAUGAGUAUUUCGACUUGAGUGUUGUGCUGUGAUUGAACUAUAAUAGAACACUUGAAAUUGAAACUUUAAUGUUCGAUGUUUCGCUUGUCGUCUCUAUAGUUAGUCUUUAGCGUGUAGUCCAUCAUGCCUUGGACUACAAUUCCCUUGAUGAAGACACUCAAGCCCAACUGAUUGACACAAGUGUUCUGCAUUAAGGCUAAUCAAGUGAUGUUCUUUUAACUUUGUGUACCGCUGCUUCCACUUUCCACAUGUUCUGCCUCGAAGCAGGUCUCUCAAAAUAAAUACGAUUCUUGCUCAGA